AUGUAUUCUGUAGCUCUAAUUACUUGUCCGAAUUCCACAGUCGCGGAGACUAUUGCAGAUACUUUAGUUAAUAGAAAACUGGCAGCUUGUGUCAAUAUCAUACCCUCAAUUAAGUCUGUUUACGUUUGGGAAGGGAAGGUGGAAAAGUCAGAUGAACUUCUUCUAAUGGCGAAAACUCAAUCAAAGUUGGUUCCUUCUCUGACGGAGGUUGUCAAAGAAAUCCACCCUUAUGAAUGCCCGGAAAUCAUUAGCUUAAACAUUGAGGGGGGUUACCCACCAUACCUUAAAUGGAUUAUGGAUUCCACAUCUUAGUAGUAAAAUUGGCAUUGUACACCUAAAUAAUAAAUACUUUUCAUAUUCUAUUCCUUCUGUAAAGUUU
Schistosoma margrebowiei is the source of this 379-nucleotide messenger RNA. Lineage: Eukaryota; Metazoa; Platyhelminthes; Trematoda; Strigeidida; Schistosomatidae. The record is from the annotation of a GenBank genome assembly.